Messenger RNA from Equus quagga, 2338 nucleotides. It is a transcript of the gene PERCC1, whose product is annotated as proline and glutamate rich with coiled coil 1. Bases 679 to 1503 code for a protein of 274 amino acids. The record is from RefSeq and is a predicted model, not a curated record. The transcript has 3 exons. NCBI's taxonomy places the organism in Eukaryota, Metazoa, Chordata, Mammalia, Perissodactyla, Equidae.
GAGAAGGCCACGCGAAGGAGGCAGAGACUGGAGUGACGCCCAGGACUGCGGGUCCCACUAGAAGCUACGAGAAAAGCCUGGAACAAUCUCCCCCGGAGCCUUCGGAGGGAGUGUGGCCCUGCUGACACCUGGGUUCCGGAUUUCUGGCCCCCAGACUGUGAGAAAAUAACUUUCUGUGGUUUUAAACCGCCCAGUUUGUGGUCCUUUGUUGGGGAGGCCCAGGCGCCUGGCACAGACCCCCAGUCAGAGGCCGCCUGCUUCCCGACAGCGUCGAACCCAGAGCAGAGCCCCUCACCCAACGCUGGCUGGACCCACUGUCCUUAACGCCUUCCUACUGAGACCCACGGCCGCGCUGUGCGUUCUCCCUCACAGCAAGGAGCGUAAACCCCCCUGUUCAACCAUAGGUGUGUCCCAGUGGCCUUGGGCUGGAGGGCAACGAUGGCCCAAAUGCUAUGGUUUCUUUGACCCUCUGAUGCAGUGGAGCCCCGAGUGGGGAAAGCCACAACCAGGGACCCCUGUGAUGACAGUGGACCCACGGGAUAAUCCGGGAUCAUCUCCCAUCUCGGUGUCCUCACCUCUGCCGGGUCCCUUUGCCAUGUGAGGUGGCAUGUCCGCAGUUCCUGGGGAUUAUGCUGGCGCCUGCUGCCCCAGAGGCCCCAGAAGCUCGGCGUGGAGGAGAUGGCCGCAGGCGUGAUCCAGCCGCUCUGUGACUUCCUGCUGCCCCUGCCAUCCCAUGGGCCCUUCCCGCCCUCAGACCCAGAGCCCCCAGACACUUCAGAGGAGGAGGAGGAGGAGGAGGAGGAGGAGCAGGAGGAGCAGGAGGAGCUGGAGGUUGAGGGGCCAGGGGCCCGCAGCCCAGCCCCCCAGAGUUCAGGUUGGGCCUCAACUGCCCCAGAAGUGGCCCCUCUGGAUCCGAGCGGCCCCGAGACGCCGCUGCGGCUGCUGCAGUUUUCCAGGCUCAUCAGCAGUGACAUCCAGCGCUACUUCGGCCGCAAGGACAGGGGACAGGACCCAGAUGCCUGUGACAUCUACGCCAAUGGCCGCCUGGUGGGCAGCUCAGCCGGGGAGCUGUACUGUGCCGACCUGGUGCGCCUGGCCCAGGGUGGGCCCCCUGAUGACAGCGUGGCUGCCGAGCCCAGGGUCCGCUUGCCCGGGGGUCCCCAGGGGCAGGUGCGGGGGCCGGGCCUCGGUGGGGCCAGGGCACAGCCGCUGGGGCCCCUGGCAGAGCUCUUCGACUAUGGGCUGCGGCAGUACCCGGGGCCCCGGGCAUGGGCUGGCCGCCGGCUGCGGCUGGAGCAGAAGUACGGCCACAUCACCCCCAUGACCCAGAGGAAGCUGCCCCCCUCCUUCUGGAAGGAGCCAGCGCCCAGCCCCCUGGGCCUGCUCCACCCAGGCACACCAGACUUCAGCGACCUGCUGGCCAGCUGGUCAGCGGAGGCCGGCCCCGAGCUGCCGGGUGGAGGUGCCCAGGCCCCAGAGGGGGUGCAGCUGGCCGAAGCCUAGUGAGCGGGCUGGGGUCAACGGGGGUGAGACGGAGGCAGCAGGGGUCCAGACUCUCCUGAUCCCUCUCCUGGGAGCCCCCCGGGGCCCUCCAACCAGGGUGGCCACUAGCAGGACAAACCAGCUCAGGCGGGGACUUCUCAGGCCCAGGAAGAAGGGCUGGGCUCAUCCUGGGGCCUGGAGCUGCCACAACCAGAGGCCACCAGGGCAGGGAACGGGCAGGAGCCACAGUCCUGGCCACCCUGGCCCUCGGCCCUCAGAGCUCUGCCCACAGUGGGGAGGACAGGGCAGGAGCUGUGGCCUCUUGGAGGCCAUGGGCUCAGUGGGUGAACACAUGGUGCCCCCCACUGGGCAAGGCUCAUUCUCCAUCCAGACCACUGCCCUCCUCACUGCCCACCCCCUGGCUGGCCCCAGCACGGUGCCUCCGCACAGUCCCGCAGCAGGUGGCUACAGCAGAAUGAGCCGAGGGUUUUCAUGGACCGGCAGGAAGUGGGGGUGCUGCCCGAGGGCAUAGGUGAACACGCUAUUUGCUCCCUCCAUGAGGGCAGGGAGAGCCACUUCCUCCCCGGGCACCGCACAGCCGGCAGCCAUGGACCCCGAGGCUGGGCCACCUGCCUGCUAGGGGGCCCAGCUAGGGGUGAGUGGGGCUCCCAGGCCACUGUGCCUGUUGGUGGGAAGCCCCAGUAAAGUGGGUGGGCCUGGGGCUCAGCUGGCUUGGGCAGAAAGGGGUUCUGGGAGUCUGGGGACAGACAGGCUCUGGGAAGGGUCCCCUUGGUCACUCCCACUGCCUGUGGCGUCCUGACCCCCUGGGUGGGAAUUCUGGGCUCUGACAGGAGCA